Molecule: messenger RNA, 1003 nt
Organism: Mastomys coucha (southern multimammate mouse)
Lineage: Eukaryota; Metazoa; Chordata; Mammalia; Rodentia; Muridae
Product: translation initiation factor IF-2-like
Exons: 3
Coding region: 1-987 (328 amino acids)
Source: RefSeq, a predicted model, not a curated record
AUGGUGCACAGCAUACAUGCAGCGAGCUGGAGAGAGUCCCAGGACUGCUUCAAAGGUAGACCCCGACUGGAGGGCCCGCUGCGAGGCAAGAGAAGUGCGGCCGGUUUGGUGCAAUCUUGCGUGAAACACCACCUUUCGCUCUUCUCUCUCCUCUCUAAAGUAGGGAGGGGUGACUGUCGUCCCGAGCCCCCAGCCGCUUCUUCCCGGACUAGCUCGCACCUCGGAGGCCUCAGUGCCCCCAGGCUCUCCCUACGGCGCCGGGUGCGGCCAACCUUCACUUCCCCAGGGCAGGGCUCGGCCCCGGUCAGCGCAAUCAGCCCAGUGAGGCCCGGACCUGGCCGGCUGAGCCCGCCGGUCCACAGCGGCCCCUGGACCCCCGCCAGCGGGGAUGGGCGUGGGCCCCGCCGGCCACCGCCCCGCCGACCAGGACUCCCGAGGAGCGUGAGCCCCACCCGCGGCGCCGGACCUACCUGCAGGGGACAGGGAGGCUUCUGGACAGCGGCUGCGGGCCCGAGGGCCGGCGCCGCGGCGGCCCGGAGCCCGUCCCCCAGGGCCCCUAGCGUCGCUCGGGGUUCCGGAUGGGGCAGGGCGGGGACACACGCCGGGGGGCUGCGGCCGGCCAGCGCGGCCCGACGCGGGGUCGCGAGGACCUGGCUCUCCCCCUCAGCACCAGGCCAUCGCUGCCGCCGCCAUUUUGCCUUCCACUCCGUGUCGCCGCCGCCGCUGCCGCCGUCCGCCGCGGGUUUCCCGGAUGUGGGCAUUUCCCGGCGUCGCUUGCGCGGGGGCCGAGGACUGGGGGCUUCAGGCCGCCCCGCUGGGCCCCGGAGCGCUCCGUUUGUGGCCUCCCGAGCGAGGGUCGCUCGGUUGCCCGCUUCCCCGAGCCCGGAGCUGAAGACAAACCAGAGCCUUUGCUUCACCAGCACCGCGCUGAGACACAGGCGAGUAGACUUCGUACUGGAGAGGGCCUAUGCCCUUGGGCUCUGUUAAAAUGAUUAUUCUGGCC